This is a messenger RNA of Vigna radiata var. radiata (mung bean), 744 nucleotides long. RefSeq lists its product as uncharacterized. The coding region runs from base 1 to 744 and encodes 247 amino acids. The transcript has 3 exons. Lineage: Eukaryota; Viridiplantae; Streptophyta; Magnoliopsida; Fabales; Fabaceae. The record is from RefSeq and is a predicted model, not a curated record.
AUGGGAGGUGCUGAGGCAAGAGAGGAGAGCCGGGAAAUAGAAGAGGUUAGCGAGUUGAAGGUUAGUGGAGAUAAAGAAGAAAUGCAAAUUGGAAACAGUCAUGAUGGGAGAUUUAGAGAGAUAUUCAACCAAGUGAAUGUGGUACCUGCAGUAAAUCUGCAAAUUCCGCCCUAUGAUGAAAGAAUCAAUUUCAAUCUUGAAGAAAAAACUGAACUCACCGAUGAAGAGGAGGAUUCUGCGGUUCAGCCUCUGAAGAGGGCUCAUCCGCCUAAGGUAAAAGAUCCGGGAUGUAUAGCAUUAUCAUGUGCUUUGAAUGAUUUUGAUGUGGAAGCCAUGAUAAACUUGGGAUCUAGCAUUAAUAUGAUGCCCACAGAUUUCCUGACAAAAAUAAAAGGGAUUGUAUUGAAACCGUCUGAUCUUAUGGUGACAAUGGCUGACGGUUCGGUAAAAAUACCGGUGGGAAUGGCGGAAGAUGUUAUUGUACGAGUGGAACAACUUGAAUUCUUGGCAGACUUCAUUGUCAUGGAUAUGGACACUGAUGAUGAAUUUCCUGCACUAGUGAAUAAAAGCAGGAGAAUCAUUCACCCAAAAGCAAGAGAAGAACCACUUCGACGGGGAAGCAAAGUGAAAUAUAAGAGGAAGGAGUGGAUAAUAAAGGAGCUGAAAGAAAAAGGGGAGGUGGAAAUUGAAGCACCAUACAAUAGACAGGUCAAGAGGGUGGACAGAAGAAAAUUGAGCCGUUAG